AUGGAAGUCGGAUUCGAGCACGCCAAGGCCAAGGCUGCGUGGAUCAAGCAGUUCAAGUGCAAGGGCUGUCGAAACGAUUGGUGGGGAGUGUCCAACCAGUGUCGCAACUGCCACGGCACGGUGCCCCCUGUGGACUUUAACAACAUGCUUGGCGUUGGCUGGUUUGAGUGCGAACAAUGCAACCGCAAGUUUGCCGGGUUUUGCCGAGGCAACGUCCGGUCUGCGUGCCAUCGAUGCGGCACCAAGCUAUUGGCGAGCUUUAUCGUUCCUGGGGACAAAGCUUCUGCCGGUGGACGCGACCACCAUGACUGCGAAGCCUGCCACGGAGUCGGGGACUGCCCCAUUGCCGCGAAAGCCAGAGGACACGCUGCACGGACGAACGCGCCCUUCUGGCCAUGA
Molecule: messenger RNA, 399 nt
Organism: Aphanomyces astaci
Lineage: Eukaryota; Oomycota; Saprolegniomycetes; Saprolegniales; Verrucalvaceae
Exons: 1
Coding region: 1-399 (132 amino acids)
Biological process (GO): innate immune response; viral translational frameshifting
Molecular function (GO): sequence-specific mRNA binding; ribosome binding
Source: RefSeq, a predicted model, not a curated record